Nerophis lumbriciformis (worm pipefish) is the source of this 1227-nucleotide messenger RNA. The record is from RefSeq and is a predicted model, not a curated record. Lineage: Eukaryota; Metazoa; Chordata; Actinopteri; Syngnathiformes; Syngnathidae.
AUGCAGCAUCCUGGAGGAACAUGUGUGGCGUUACCCAAUGUGGAUGCCUGUCCUCAGCUGUCCUGCGCCGCCCUCACCUUUAUGUAUUUACAGCAGGGUAACCAGGACACACCAACUCCCCCAGAUCCAUCCAUGGCCCAGACGUACCCAUCAGCCCAGUUUACCCCCACUCCCCAGAAUGGCAUUACCCCUGAAUUCACAGCUUCGCAUCCUCACCCACAUCCACAUUCACACCAGCACCCAGUACCUCAAGACUACUCUGGAGUUCAGGCCUCUGUCAGCGACCAUCCACUUAAUAUAUACCAGUCUACACAGAGCCACAGUGACCAGAAUGGACCAGACAUCAUCCGUCAAACAGUUACCGGCACCGCCACACAGACAGACGAUCCUGCGCAGACAGAUAGUCAUCCACCGACGCAAACUGUACCUGAGAGCCCAGACAGCAAGGUCCAACCCAAAAGACUACAUGUCUCAAACAUUCCCUUCAGGUUCAGAGACCCAGACCUCAGGCAAAUGUUUGGCCAAUUUGGCAAAAUCUUAGAUGUGGAAAUCAUCUUCAACGAACGUGGUUCUAAGGGUUUUGGAUUCGUAACGUUCGAGCAUAGUAUGGAAGCUGACAGGGCCAGGGAGAAAUUACACGGCACUGUGGUGGAAGGUCGUAAGAUAGAGGUCAACAAUGCAACAGCACGAGUAAUGACCAAUAAGAAGACAGUCAACCCAUAUGCAAAUGGCUGGAAGUUGAAUCCAGUAGUCAGUGCUGUCUACAGCCCAGAAUUCUAUGCAGUGCCAGGUUUUCCCUACCCAGCAGCAAGUGCAGCAGCAGCAGCAGCAUACAGAGGAACCCACCUACGAGGUCGAGGACGAACAAUCUACAACACAUUCAGGGCGGCCGCACCACCUCCUCACAUUCCAGCUUAUGGAGGUGUUGUUUACCAGGAUGGAUUUUAUGGUGCAGAUAUUUAUGGUGGUUACGCUGCCUACAGAUUUGCCCAGCCUACUGCUGCCACAGCAGCUGCAUACAGUGACAGUUAUGGACGAGUAUAUGCUGCCGAUCCCUACAACCACACUCUCACCCCAGCAGCCACAUACAGCGUUGGUGCCAUGAAUGCAUUCACCCCUCUGACAGAUGCCAAAACACGGAGCCAUGUUGACGACGUCGGGCUUGUGCUAUCCUCCCUCCAGGCUAGUAUAUACCGGGGAGGCUACAGCCGCUUUGCUCCCUAUUAG